AUGGCCGCCUCCCCCAACAAGAAGAUCCGCGAGGCCUCGCAGCUCGACCAGCUCAAGCAGUUCACCACCGUUGUGGCCGACACGGGCGACUUCGAGCAGAUCAACAAGUACAAGCCCCAGGACGCCACCACGAACCCGUCGCUGCUGUUCAAGGCCGCCCAGAUGGAGCAGUACUCGGCCCUGGUGGACGACGCCGUCGCGUACGGCAAGGGCCUGUCGGCCGACCUCUCCGAGAAGGAGCGCCUGGGCUACGUCAUCGACAAGCUGUCGGUGAACUUCGGCCUGGAGAUCCUCAAGGUCGUGCCCGGCUACGUGUCCACCGAGGUGGACGCCCGCCUGAGCUUCGACACGGAGGGCACGAUCGCGCGCGCCCACCGCAUCAUCGACCUGUACGAGAAGGCCGGCAUCAAGAAGGACCGCAUCCUCAUCAAGAUUGCCAGCACGUGGGAGGGCAUCCAGGCCUGCAAGAAGCUGCAGCAGGAGGGCAUCUCGUGCAACAUGACGCUGCUCUUCGGCUUUGCCCAGGCCGUGGGCUGCGCCGAGGCCGGCGCCACGCUCAUCUCGCCCUUCGUGGGCCGUAUCCUCGACUGGCACAAGGCCAAGACGGGCAAGUCCAGCUACGAGUCGCACGAGGACCCCGGCGUUGUGUCCGUGACCAAGAUCUACCAGUACUACAAGAAGUACGACUACAAGACCAUCGUCAUGGGCGCCAGCUUCCGCAACAUCGGCGAGAUCACCGAGCUGGCCGGCUGCGACCGCCUGACCAUCUCGCCCGCCCUCCUGGAGGAGCUGACCAAGUCCACGGACAAGCUGGCCAAGAAGCUGGACCCCGAGACAGCUGCCAAGGCAUACUCGGGCGAGAAGCUGUCCUACGACGAGAAGGACUUCCGUCUGAGCAUGAACGAGGACGCCAUGGCCACGGAGAAGCUGGCCGAGGGCAUCCGCGGCUUCAGCGCCGACAUCGUCAAGCUCGAGCAGAUCCUCAAGGCCAAGCUCAGCGCUUAA
Molecule: messenger RNA, 1005 nt
Organism: Phytophthora sojae
Lineage: Eukaryota; Oomycota; Peronosporomycetes; Peronosporales; Peronosporaceae
Product: putative transaldolase
Exons: 1
Coding region: 1-1005 (334 amino acids)
Biological process (GO): carbohydrate metabolic process; pentose-phosphate shunt, non-oxidative branch; pentose-phosphate shunt
Cellular component (GO): cytoplasm; intracellular anatomical structure
Molecular function (GO): transaldolase activity
Source: RefSeq, a predicted model, not a curated record